AUGUCCACACAAAUGUCCAAUCUUGGCGGUACUGCUAAUCAUUCACCUAAUGUCUCGCAACCGAACUCCUUAAACCUGGGUGGUCCCCAAACGAGCACUCAAACCACACCGUCCAACACAGUGUCUAAUGUACGUCCGACCGUUACCAACGCGGUUGUUGGCCAACAUGCGCAAUCCGUCUUUCGGUUCCGCAAGGAGAAGGCGCAAUGGCUUUCCGUACUUGGAAUCUUGAUUGCAAUGUUGGCAUUCUCUGUUGGAGUGCCGUACGCCCUUGAUACUUUUGCUCUGGCACGAUGGACGGCAGAAAAGGAUUAUCAGCUAUACUGUCAGGGAUUGAAGUCAAGACCUGCCGCAAGACUGUUUGCAGGUGGUUGA
Lithohypha guttulata is the source of this 375-nucleotide messenger RNA. RefSeq lists its product as uncharacterized. NCBI's taxonomy places the organism in Eukaryota, Fungi, Ascomycota, Eurotiomycetes, Chaetothyriales, Trichomeriaceae. The record is from RefSeq and is a predicted model, not a curated record. The transcript is spliced from 2 exons. The coding region runs from base 1 to 375 and encodes 124 amino acids.